Penaeus monodon (black tiger shrimp) is the source of this 597-nucleotide messenger RNA. Its product is annotated as NADH-cytochrome b5 reductase 1-like. The transcript has 4 exons. The record is from RefSeq and is a predicted model, not a curated record. The coding region runs from base 1 to 597 and encodes 198 amino acids. NCBI's taxonomy places the organism in Eukaryota, Metazoa, Arthropoda, Malacostraca, Decapoda, Penaeidae. Gene Ontology annotation, molecular function: oxidoreductase activity.
AUGCCGGGGGUGAUGCCCCCGCCCGAGGCCAGGAGAGUCCCCCUCGUCCAGCUGGUUCGCCUCGUACUCGAAGCCUCCGCAAGGGCCCUGGAACUCCACCUGGAGACCAGGGGGAAAUUUCCAGGCCCUUGCGGAGGCUUCGAGUACGAGGCGAACCAGCUGGACGAGGUGACUCUCCUGGCCUGGCGGAGGCAUCACCCCGGCAUGCAGCUCAUCCGCGCCGUCAUGCACAACCCCGACGACAGGACCAAGAUCAAGCUCCUCUACUUCUCCGAGAAUUACGACGAGAUCCUAUACCGCGAAGAACUUGAUGAUUAUGCAGCUAAGGAUUCUCGACUGGAGAUGGUGCACACGCUGGGAGAGUCGCCUGAGGACUGGGAUGGCGAGGAAGGCUUCAUCGACACGCAGAUGAUCGACAAACACAUCAUCAUGUGUGGAGGCCCUACUAUGACCAUCUCGUGCCUCCACUCCCUGCGGUCCCUCGGCUUCCCCUCCGACGCCAUCUUCAUCUACGGGCAGUUCGGCACCGAACACGUGAGGAAGGUCUACGGCAGGAACGUCCAGCUCUCCGGCCACCGCUGCGACAGUGUCCUCUGA